AUGCAGGUGUACUCCGAGCUCACGGCUCCCUCAGCCGUCACCCAUUCCCUGAGCCUCUCUCUCACCUCGGCCACGUCCAACGACCUUGUCGUCGCCAAAGGCUCGCUGCUCCAAAUCUUCACCACAAAGUCCAUUUCCGCCGAGCUCGAUCCCCAGAACCAUCACCAGGAGGAAGCGUCGAAUGCCGAGGCAAAGUUCGACGGCCGCGCCAACGACGACGAUGGCCUCGAAUCCUCCUUUCUCGGCGGCGAGGCCCUCCUCGUCCGAACCGACCGCUCCUCCAACACGAAGCUCGUCCUCGUCGCCGAGAUGCCGCUCGCCGGCACCGUCAUUGGCCUCGCCAGGAUCAAGGUGGCCAGCACCGCCUCGGGCGGCGACGCCUUGCUUCUCGCCUACAAGGCCGCCAAGAUGUCCUUGACCGAGUGGGACCCGCAGCGGAGGACGCUCGAGACGACGUCGAUACACUACUACGAAAAGGACGAGCUGUCCGGUGCCCCCUGGGAGCUUUCCUUUGGGGAGUACGUCAACUUCCUCGAGGUCGACCCCGGAAGCAGGUGCGCCGCCUUCAAGUUCGGCACCCGAAAUCUGGCCAUCCUGCCCUUUGCCCAGGCCGAGGAAGACCUGGACCUCGACGUUUGGGACGAGGACCUCGACGGGCCGCGACCGGCCAAGGAGCUGUCGCCGGCCGUCAAGGUGGAUGCCGAGAAGCAGUACACGCCCUCCUUCGUCCUGCGUCUGCCCCUUCUCGACCCGACCCUGCUCCACCCCGUCCACCUCGCCUUCCUGCACGAGUAUCGCGAGCCGACGUUUGGCAUACUGUCCUCGAGCCAGCCUACGUCCGCCGCCAUCGGUUCCAAGGAUCAUCUCUCGUACAAGGUCUUUACCCUGGACCUGAAGCAGAGAGCCUCCACCACCAUCUUGUCCGUCACGGGACUCCCUCAGGACCUGUUCAAGGUCGUCCCUCUUCCCGCGCCCAUGGGUGGUGCUCUGCUCGUCGGGCAGAAUGAGCUGAUUCACAUCGAUCAAUCUGGCAAGUCAAACGGCGUGGCCGUCAACGACAUAGCCAAGCAGAUAACCUCCUUCAGCCUCGUCGACCAGUCCGAUCUCAAGCUGCGCCUCGAGGGCUGCGCCGUGGAGCCUCUCGCCCUCGACGCCGGCGAACUGCUGCUGGUCACGAAUGAUGGUCGGCUCGGCAUCGUGUGCUUUCGCAUCGACGGCCGCACCGUUUCCGGCAUCAGCGUCAAGCUCGUGGCCCCCGAGAACGGCGCCGGCCUUGUGAAGGGUUCUGUCUCGACCAUCGCCCGCCUCGACAAGAAUUCCUUCUUCUUGGGAAGCGAGACCGCCGAUUCCAUCGUCCUCGGCUGGACUAGGAGGCAGGGUCAGGAGAAGCGGAGGAAAUCGAGGCUGCUCGAUGCGGAGUUGGGCCUCGACAUCGACGAUCUGGACAUUGACGAGGAGGACGACGACGAUCUGUACGGCAACGACACCGAGGCUGCGAGGCCGUCGCAGACGAACGGAUCGACGAGAUUGGGCGACGUGGCCUUUCGCCUUUCGGACACCCUCCUCAGCGUAGCCCCCAUCAUUGAUUUUACCAGCGGAAGCCCCGUGCUCCUCCCGGGCAGCGAGGAAGCGACACUGUCCGGGGGGGUGGCGGCCGACCUGCAGCUCGUCUGCGCCGUCGGCCGAGGCAAGGCAGGCUCCAUCGCCGUUCUCAACCGCCAGAUUCAACCAAAAGUCAUCGGGCGCUUUGAAUUUCCCGAGGCUCGUGGCUUCUGGGCUCUGUCUGUGAAGAAACCGAUGCCUAAGUCCUUGGGAGCGCAUCCCCCGGCGGGCGAAGAAUACGACGGACCGGCACAGUACGACAAAUACAUGAUUGUGGCCAAAGUUGACCUGGACGGCUAUGAAACGUCGGAUGUCUAUGCCCUUACGGCGGCGGGGUUCGAGACGUUGAAGGACACUGAAUUCGAGCCUGCCGCCGGCUUCACAGUCGAAGCCGGUACGAUGGGCAGGCAGAUGAGGAUCAUUCAGGUUCUCAAGUCGGAGAUUCGAUGCUAUGACGGCGACCUCGGGCUUGCUCAAAUCCUCCCCAUGUUGGACGAGGAGACCGGCGCGGAGCCGAGGGCGACGAGCGCGAGCAUCGUGGAUCCUUACCUCUUGCUGACGCGCGACGACGGCAGCGUCUUCAUCGCGCAAAUCGACAGCAGCAAUGAGCUGGAAGAGGUGGAAAAGCCCGAGGGGCCGUUGCAGUCCACCAAAUGGGUGGCAGGCUGCCUGUACGACGACACGGCCGGAUCGUUCCGACCGUCCAUCUGCGACAAGGGCGUAGCAGGGGCAGGCGCCAUCAUGAUGUUCUUGCUCAACGCCUCCGGCGCCUUGCAUAUUUAUUCGUUGCCGGACCUGUCCCGGCCUGUCUUCGUCGCCGAGUGCCUUACCUCGAUCCCGCCCAUUCUCUCUCCGGAUUUUACGGCGAGGAGAGGUGCUAGCCGUGAGAGCGUCUCGGAGAUACUGGUGGCCGACUUGGGUGAUGCCGUGUCAAAGGCACCGCACCUGAUUGUUCGCCACUCCACCGAUGACUUAACGAUAUACGAGCCAGUCAGAUAUCCAUCAGACGGCCAAGAGCCAGCCCUUUCCAACUCGCUGCUGUUCAAGAAAUCAGCCAACGCAACCUUGGCACAGGGUCCGGAGGAUACCUCGCAGGAUGAGCAUGCGGAACCGCCCCGGUUCGUACCUCUGCGGUCGUGCACAAACGUCGGCGGAUACAGCACCGUCUUCCUCUCCGGUCCGUCGCCGAGCUUCGUGCUGAAGAGCAGCAAGAGCCUGCCCCGGGUCGUCCGACUGCAGGGGCAGGGCGUGCGCGGGAUGAGCCCCUUCCACACGGAAGGCUGCGAUAGGGGCUUCAUCUACGCCGACUCGGCGGGCGUGGCAAGGGUGACGCAGCUGCCGGGCGCGACGAACCUCGCGGAGCUCGGCAUCUCGGUCAAGAAGAUUCCGUUGGAGGCCGACAUUCGCAACAUCGCCUACCACCAUCCGACGGGCACCUACGUCGCCGCCUGCACGGUGCGGGAACCGAUGGAGCUGCCGCGGGACGACGACUACCACAAGGAGUGGGCCAAGGAGACGAUCAGCUUCCCGCCGACGGCGGCCCGCGGCGUCCUCAAGCUCAUCAAUCCGGUGUCGUGGACGGUUAUUCACAGCCUCGAGCUCGAGCCGUGCGAGUCGAUCGAGAGCAUGAAGUCGCUCAACCUCGAGGUGUCGGAGGAGACCAAGGAGCGGCGGAUGCUUGUCGCCGUCGGAACGGCGCUCUCCAAGGGCGAGGACCUGCCGACGCGAGGUCGCGUGCAAGUGUUUGACAUCGUCACCGUCAUUCCCGAGCCCGGGCGGCCGGAGACCAACCGGCGGCUGAAGCUCAUCGCCAAGGAGGAGAUUCCCCGAGGGGGCGUGACGUCAAUCGCCGAGAUCGGCACCCAGGGUCUCAUGCUCGUAGCUCAGGGCCAAAAGUGCAUGGUCCGCGGUCUCAAGGAGGACGGGUCGCUGCUGCCAGUGGCCUUCCUCGACCUCAACUGCCACGUCGCGAGCGCGCGGGAGCUGCCCGGGACCGGCCUCUGCCUCAUCGCCGACUCCUUCAAGGGCCUGUGGUUCGCCGGGUACACGGAGGAGCCGUACACGUUCAAGGUGCUCGGCAAGAGCGGCGGCAAGCUGGCGCUCCUCGUGGCCGAUUUCCUGCCCGACGGCGAGGACCUGUCGAUGGUGGCGGUGGAUGCGGACGGGGACAUGCACAUUCUCGAGUUCAACCCCGAUCAUCCCAAGAGCCUUCAGGGGCACCUCCUCCUGCACCGUACCUCCUUUUCCGUCACACCCAACGCGCCGACGUCGAUGGCGCUCCUCCCGCGGACGCUCCCGGCGAACCAUGCGCAGAGGGCGCACCACAAUCAGCAAUCGUCGGCGGCGGAGCCGCACAUGCUCCUCCUCGGUUCCCCGUCGGGCCAGUUUGCGGCGCUCACGCCGGUGCCGGAGUCGACGUACCGCCGGCUCCUGUCAGUCACGAACCAGCUCCUCCCGGCGCUCGCGCCUCACGGCGGGCUGCAGGCGAAGGCACACCGGAUGGCGGACUCGAACGCGCGCAACGCGUCCAUCGGCGUCGAGACGGCGGCGUCGUCGGGCAGGGCCGUCGUCGACGGUGCCGUGCUCGCGCGGUGGAACGAGCUGGGCGCGGCCAAGAGGAGCGAGGUGGCGAGCAAGGGGGGAUACGAGAGCGCGGUCGACCUGCGGGCAGACUUGGAGAUGGUGUUGGGUUGGAACGGCAUGGCGUACUACUGA
Drechmeria coniospora is the source of this 4317-nucleotide messenger RNA. RefSeq names its product Cleavage factor two protein 1. NCBI's taxonomy places the organism in Eukaryota, Fungi, Ascomycota, Sordariomycetes, Hypocreales, Ophiocordycipitaceae. The coding region runs from base 1 to 4317 and encodes 1438 amino acids. The record is from RefSeq and is a predicted model, not a curated record. Gene Ontology annotation, molecular function: nucleic acid binding; protein binding. Gene Ontology annotation, cellular component: mRNA cleavage and polyadenylation specificity factor complex; nucleus. The transcript has 5 exons.